CGACUAUAUCGCUUGAUAGAUUAAAAAAUUUUGAUCCGGAUAACUACAAUUUAAUAACUGAAAGAUUUUAUUUGUAGCCAUCAUUUUAUCGAUUUUCGUAAGGUGCAUUAGGGGAAAUUUCGUGUUUUCUUUCCAUUCAAUUGGGCGAAUGAACAAGAUGUACAAAAGAUUGUCAUUAUUGGAUUAUGAAUUAUUCAUCGCUUUCAACUCUUCAUUCAAAAACUACUCGUUUGGUGCAUGACGAGAAAAGGUAUAACAUUCCUCGAUAAUUUCCUGAGAUGAGGGAGUUAAACGAAUGAGGAGGAAGUGACAAUGGGAACAAAUUUACCACCCUUCAGAAGAUCGACCGUCUAUAUUGGUGUGUUCAUUCUUUUCACCUCAUUUUCGCUACUUUUCCACUUUAUGCAACUGUUUUCAGCCAACAGGAUAUCCAUGGCAAGAUGGUAUAAUUCUACAAAAACUACCUGGCUUUCCGCUAAAAAAUCUAUUCUGCGUUCCCAUUUUAUAGGUACCGUACCAACAUGUGAAUCUCAAAAAGAUUUGAACUUGGUAAUAGUCGUAUGUUCAGCUCCUCAAAACUUCGCUGCAAGGCAAGCCAUUCGUGGAACUUGGGGAAAACAAUCAAGUUGGACGAAGAGCACGAAGGUAUUUUUUAUCAUUGGAAGAUCUUCUGAUAGUAUCUCAGACAUGUUUGUAUUCACUGAACAACAAGAAUAUGGAGAUGUUAUACAUUAUGAUCUUCUAGAUUCUUAUUUCAAUCUUACUUUAAAGUCAGUGUCCUUGUUGAAAUGGGUUACUACAAGCUGCACCAAUGCUAAGUUUGUGAUGAAAAGUGAUGAUGACAUGUUUGUAAAUGUGCCUGUUAUUUUUAAAACUGUGAUCCAAUCAGAUACAAAUAAUGACUUAGUAGGAAAACUUAUUGUAAAUGCUAGACCCAUACGAGAUAGAUCAUCGAAGUGGUUUGUUCCUGAAGAUAUGUAUUCCGAUAAAUUAUAUCCGAGUUAUCUUUCUGGAACUGGUUAUGUUAUGUCACUAAGUGCCGCAAUUUUACUUCACAAUAUAUCGUAUUCCGCCCCUUACAUAUGCUUAGAGGAUGUUUUCAUCACUGGCAUAUGUGCAAAAUUAGUAAACAUCAAACCAAAAGACAAUCACUUGUUUACUUACGCCAAACAAAAGAGGAAUCCUUGUAAAUAUUUAUACAUAGCAACCGCGCAUCGAAUGACACCGAAUGAUUUGUAUGAUACUUGGGAUAUGAUACAAAACACGCACUUUAGGUGUGCCAUGUCCUUCUGGAAUACUCUAGAAACGUGAGAGUGCUUUUAUGUAAAAAAUCAGCUCUCUUGAGCAAGUAUCAAUGAGCAUUUAAUCAAAAAUUUGUCUAUACAAACUUGAAUAUUCUUAAUCAUUUAUUUCACUGAAAUAUUUUGAUACAGAGUGUUUAAUGAAUAGUAAAAUCAGUCACUAGAAGAAAUCAAAAAUAAAGUUUCCUUUACAGUGCUAUUAAAAAAAAAGAAAAUACAACAUAUGAACAAAAUAAAUUGUAAGUUUUAAUUCAAUGUCUAAACACUAUCCAUUAAAAUUCUACAAGUGUCUAUUAAAUUCUUUCGUCAUU
Messenger RNA from Argiope bruennichi, 1612 nucleotides. RefSeq names its product beta-1,3-galactosyltransferase 1-like. Lineage: Eukaryota; Metazoa; Arthropoda; Arachnida; Araneae; Araneidae. Gene Ontology annotation, cellular component: membrane. The record is from RefSeq and is a predicted model, not a curated record. The coding region runs from base 313 to 1311 and encodes 332 amino acids. Gene Ontology annotation, molecular function: hexosyltransferase activity. The transcript is spliced from 4 exons.